This is a messenger RNA of Propithecus coquereli (Coquerel's sifaka), 2554 nucleotides long. It is a transcript of the gene EMILIN3, whose product is annotated as elastin microfibril interfacer 3. Gene Ontology annotation, cellular component: extracellular matrix. The coding region runs from base 1 to 2283 and encodes 760 amino acids. The transcript has 4 exons. Lineage: Eukaryota; Metazoa; Chordata; Mammalia; Primates; Indriidae. Gene Ontology annotation, molecular function: protein binding. The record is from RefSeq and is a predicted model, not a curated record.
AUGGGCCGGCGCCGCCUGCCCCUGUGGCUGUGCGCCGUCGCGGCGCUGCUCUCGGGGGCGCAGGCCAAGGGCACCCCGCUCCUGGCGCGGCCCGCGCCGCCCGGCGCCUCCCGCUACAGUCUCUACACGACGGGAUGGCGCCCUCGGCUGCGCCCGGGGUCGCACAAGGCCCUCUGUGCCUACGUGGUACACAGGAACGUGACCUGCAUCCUACAGGAGGGAGCAGAGAGCUACGUAAAGGCUGAGUACCGGCAGUGUGGAUGGGGGCCCAAGUGCCCCGGGACAGUCACGUACCGCACUGUGCUCAGACCCAAAUACAAGGUUGGAUACAAGACAGUGACAGACCUCGCCUGGCGUUGCUGCCCUGGCCUCACUGGGGAACGCUGCCCUGAGCACCUUACGGACCAUGGGGCUGCCCCACCCCGGCUGGAGCCUGAGCCCCAGAUUCCCUCGGGGCAGCUGGGCCCAGGCAUCAGGCCCCCUCCUUACAGCAGAGCAGCCCCCAGCCCUCACGGAAGGAAAGGUCCAGGGCUGUUUGGCAAGCGGCUAGAACGCCUGGAGGGUGAUGUCCAGCGCCUGGCACAAACAUAUGGUACCCUCAGUGGCAUGGUGGCCAGCCAGGAGGACCCCAACAAGGUGAAUGGUGGUCCCAGGGCUCCUGCUGCCCCUGUGGGCUUCGGGAUCAUCCCUGAGGGGCUUGUGGAUCCAGGAGAGAGAGCCAGAGGGCCACCCACACCUCCCCUUGACGAGAUCCUGACCAAGGUGACAGAAGUGAGCAACACACUGCAGACCAAGGUGCAGCUGCUGGAUGAGGUGCACGGGCUGGCACUGGGCCACGAGGCCCACCUGCAGCAGCUGCGGGAGGCCCCGCCAUCCCCACUCACCUCCCUAGCACUGUUGGAGGAGUACGUGGACCGACGGCUGCACCGCCUCUGGGGAAGCCUGCUGGACGGCUUCGAGCAGAAGCUGCAAGGUGUCCAGAGUGCGUGCGACCUGCGGGUGCAGGAGGUGCGGCGGCAGUGCGAGGAGGGCCAGGUAGCCAGCCGGAGGCUGCACCAGAGCCUCGAUGGCCGGGAGCUGGCCCUGCGCCGGGAGCUCUCCCAGCUGGGCAGCCAGCUGCAGGGCCUGAGCGCAGCGGGCGGGGGCAGCUGCUGCGGCCAGCUGGCAGUGAUCAGUGCCCGUGUGGAUAGCCUUGAGAGGACCCUGCAGGCAGUCACUGAGACCCAAAAGGCCCCAGGAGGCCCGGCUGGGGAUGAGCUCACACGACUCUCUGCCGCCAUGCUCGAGGGAGAUGUGGAUGGGCUACUCGAGGGCCUGAAGAUGCUCAAUGGGACGGAGAGUGGAGCGAGGGGCUGCUGCCUGAGGAUGGAGAUGGGGGGCUGGGGGAUGGGCGGCUUCAGGAACAUGCUGGAAGAGCGCAUGCAGAGCCUCGAGGAGCGCCUGGCAACACUGGCUGGGGAGCUAAGCCAAGACAGCGCUCCACCGGGCAGGUCAGCACGGCCCCUUGUGCAGACGGAGCUGGCCGUGCUGGAGCAACGGCUGGUCUCGCUGGAGACCUCAUGCAUCCCCAGCACCACCUCAGCCAUCCUGGACAACCUCGUGGCAGAGGUGAAGGCCUGGCAGAGCCGGAGCGAGGCCCUCCUACGCCAGGUGGCCAGCCACGCAGCUCUGCUCCAGCAGCUCAAUGGCACCGUGGCCGAGGUCCAGGGGCAGCUGGCAGAAGGGACGGGCAGCUCACUCCAAGGCGAGAUCACUCUGCUGAAGGUCAACCUGAACUCAGUGAGCAAGUCGCUCACGGGCCUCAGUGACUCUGUCAGCCAGUACUCUGACGCCUUCUCGGCUGCCAACACGUCCCUGGACGAGCGAGAACGCAAGGUGGAAGCCGAAGUCCACGCCAUCCAGGAGGAGGUCAGCAGCCAAGGCUCCAGGCUCCAGGCUGGCCACAGGCAGGUCCUGAACCUGCAGGGUGAGCUGGAACAACUGAAGGCUGGUGUGGCCAAGGUGGCCAGCGGCCUCAGCCGCUGCCAGGACACAGCCCAGGAACUCCAGCACGCAGUGGGCCACUUUGACCAGCGGGUGGCACAAGUGGAGGUUGCCUGUAGGAGGCUGGGCGUGCUGGCCGCAGGCCUUGACAGCUGGCCCAGGGAGGGCCUGUGGGGCCACAUGGACCAGCUGAAUCGCACACUGGCCCAGCACACACAGGACAUUGCCCGCCUCCGAGAUGACCUGCUGGACUGCCGGGCCCAACUGGCUGAGCAGGCACGGCCAGGGCGAGCCGACUAGGGAGGCUGGCAGGGUUCCAACCCCCAGAUCCCACAACCCAGGGAGCAUCACCCCAGAGCCCAGCCUUGUGCAGUCGUGCCUCCCAGCUUCCCCUGGCCAGCCCAGAUGCCACUGCAGAGGCCAUGGAAAGAAUGGGCUCAGUCCACCUCCACAUGGCUGUCCCAGCCACCAAAAUCCAUGCUCAGUGCUGCACAAACUGGACAAUUCAGGAGAGUGGUCAAGGCAGGGACAUCAUGCCCAAAGGCCAGGGUGGACUUAAGAGCCCUCACAU